AUGGCGGAUACUGUUCCUGCUAUUGCUUCUCAGGUCGCUCCGGUUGCUCCUCCGGCUCCGUAUACACCUGAUUUUGACAGUCCCUAUUUUCUUUCGUCCUCCGAUCAUGGUGGUGUGGUUAUUGUUACCAAACCUUUGACCGGCGCUGCGGAUUUUCCUUCUUGGUUUCGUGCUUUCAGAAUGACUCUCGAGGGUCGGAACAAGAUCGGCUUUGUCGAUGGUUCUUUACCCAGGCCUGAUGAUGACGAUCCGAAUCUUCGCUUCUGGGUUCGCAACAACGCCAUUGUUGGAGGUUGGAUCAUGAACUCAGUUGCUGAACAUAUUGCCCAAAGCUUGCUCUACGUUGAAACAGCCCGUGACAUGUGGUUGUUUCUGUCCAAGAGUUAUCAGCAAAGCAAUGCUCCACGGAAAUACAGAAUCAAGCAGAAGUUGCGUGAUUUGCGUCAAGGAUCCAUGGAUGUCGCCUCUUAUUUCUCUGCCAUUUUUGCCGUCUGGAAGGAGUUUCAGACCAUUCGCGCCAAUCAUUCCUGCACUUGUGGGCGUUGUACCUGUCUUCUAUCUAAGCGAUGGAAUGAUGAAGAUGAAGGAGAUUUCGUCAUUGAUUUUCUGUUUGGCCUCAAUGAUGAAUACGAAAAUGUUUGCGGUCAUAUACUUGCUAUGGACCCUCCUCCUGAAACUGUCGACGCAGGAGCAGCAGCGCCUUAUCAAAACUACAAAGCCUUCUGA
Messenger RNA from Tarenaya hassleriana, 726 nucleotides. RefSeq lists its product as uncharacterized. The record is from RefSeq and is a predicted model, not a curated record. Bases 1 to 726 code for a protein of 241 amino acids. Lineage: Eukaryota; Viridiplantae; Streptophyta; Magnoliopsida; Brassicales; Cleomaceae. The transcript has a single exon.